AUGGCUCGAAUAACCGCACCGUCCACUGAAGGCGAUCAAGCCACCACCGUUCUCGAUCUGGAUGAAGAUGUUGUUGGGUGUAUCGCGGCUUACCUCGACCACAAGGACAUUGAGCAGCUGCGACUAACGUGCAAACUAUUCUGCCUGAACCUGCAACGGGUGUUUGGAUCUCGAUUCCGCCACCGACAUUUCAUCUUCACACCGUAUAGUAUGGAAGCAUUCGUUUCCAUGUCGGCCCACCCAAUUCUGGGACCCUGGAUAGAAAGUGUCGCUUUUGGCACCUAUCGAAUUGCGGGAGAUCCGGAUAUCGUUGUGCCUGGAGUCACUGAUCACAGUCCUAGGCAAUUGAGCUUUACGAAGCAAUGGGAGAUGUUGGAUCUGCAGAAAUUGCGAUUUAAUGAGCAAACCCAGUUCAUCGCAUCCCGUCGACACAGAGAGCUGUUGACUCAGGCUCUGAAAAAUCUGAUGAAGCAUCGGCGAUCCAUAAAACUUGGCACAUUCGAUGAUAUAGUAUCCUGUACAGGCGACAGACUCUCCUUUCAAGCCUUCUCAGGUCUGGGUUCGAAGAGAUUCUACGAAAACACGUUUCUUGCGUGCCGUUCCCGCGACAGCUAUGAGACCUUGGGCACAUUGAUCAAGGCAUCCAGGCAGGCCAGCUAUCCCAUGGAGCACUUAAAUGUGGCACUUCAUUGUGGUUGUAGAACCCAACAAUAUGGCUGCAAACACGACUGGGGCAAGGUGUCAGCCUGGCUCAAUGACUUCCUAACACAAAGCAUUGCGGACGGUACCAGUCUUGUUAUGACCGUGGCCAACAGAAACUCCAAGGAACUAUACAUCAACCGAGACCAACGCUUGAUCGCUUUUCGUGGCGAAUGUUUGCAGCCCAGAAGCAUACGUCACUGUACAGACGGGUUCACCAAUGCAUCUUUCGGACGACUUGGAAUAGCAAUGUAUGCAGAUGAAUAUCAAAACAUUGAAAUUUCCGAUUGCGGCGUGCAAUGGUCGCCAUUCAUUCGAUUUCUCACCCAGCAUGCGUCCACAAUCCUCACGCUCCGACUGCAGAGGAUGCUCUUUUGGAAUAGGACCUGGUCAAUACCCUUUCUGGAAACCGCUCUUGAGCUACCUCAUCUCGAGAAUCUGAUCAUGGAAGAAGUCUUUUACUACAACAACAUUGACAAAGAGCUGAAAUUCAUAGUCGUCGGGAAGAAAGAAUGGCGAGGGUCCAAAGAUAUUCGUUCUGGCCUGCACGACUUGAUCGAGCAACAAACACCUAGUAUCCCCUUAGAUAGGAAUGGUGGUUGGAUCGAUGAAAAAGUACUUCGUGGCGCCUCUAGUCUGCACUCUUGCAGAUAG
Molecule: messenger RNA, 1353 nt
Organism: Aureobasidium pullulans EXF-150
Lineage: Eukaryota; Fungi; Ascomycota; Dothideomycetes; Dothideales; Saccotheciaceae
Exons: 1
Coding region: 1-1353 (450 amino acids)
Molecular function (GO): protein binding
Source: RefSeq, a predicted model, not a curated record